AUGCCGUCCACAGAUUCACUCUACGUACGAUACAAGAAAGCCGAGGGAAAGGCCUUCCGUGAGUUGUUCCCGAAACAGCGCUACGUUGGCUGGAAGCUCAGUCAAUGGCACGGUCACCUGCCUUUGUACGUGAAUCCGCAGACAGCAGCCGAGGUGAUCAGGAACAUUGAAACGUCGAUCAAGCUACGCAAGGAAGUCGCCGAAACCCUCGUUCGCGCCGUAAGACUUCUGCCGGCCGGACCGACGAACACUGGGCACGACCAGCACCGUAUACUUAAGGCGCAGACAAUCGACACGGAUGAAGAAUCCUUGAAUGACGAGUCCCUUGACGAGGCCGGACCGACGAGCAUCGGACACGAGAAGCCCCGUGAGCUUCAGGCGCAGACAAUCGACACUGCCGACGAAUCUUUCGGUGAUGAGUCCCUUGACAGUUUGGAUCGACUCAUGUUCCUGAACGCGGUGCAAUUUUUCAGGCUUGAAGCGAGUGAAAACUUGCGGAAAGCUGGCAAAGGGGAACUUCGGUUAGCAACGGCUUCGAUCAUGUCCAACAUGCAAGCCACAGAGCUUGAUGCCCUCCUGGCCCAAGCUGAGCUGCUUAAUCCCUCGUGGUUCGAACCGCAGGACCUCGUUUCGUGGGGCAUGAAAGAUCCAGCUCUUAACUUUGAACAACUGAUCAUACCUGUUAUGCGGUCAGGGUUGGGACCUUCAGACUUACCCGUCGCGAUUCAGCAUUUGGCCGACUCGCAUGAUCCACGGAAAGAAUCAGACAAGGAAUCCCUCCGCCUUCUCAUCUGGAAGGUUCAUGUUAAUGCUUCCAUCAAAGCAGUGGACAGCAGCGAUGAAGACCACUUCCGCGAGAUUGUGCAACAUAAGGUUCAAGAAACGCUACGUCUGGCUGAACAGCAUCAAGCCCUGAUUGAAACGCUUCUUGAUGUUCGUCAAACCGCCUCGAUGUUUCAUGAAUGGGCUCAAUCAGCAUCGGACAUUCUUUCGAUUGGUCAGAUAGCACAGGUUGCAGAAGCCCAGUCGGCCAUUGUCUAUCGCAUGAUAUUGGAGUUACCAUCCAUAACAAUGUUUGCGUACUUGUGCGAGUACACACGAAUUAAAGAAGAACAGAGCCUCGCUCCAUUAUUGGAGACCUGGUUCACCGAUGCACUACUCAGCAAACACCUUUGCAAGUUCAACGGCCGUGAUAGUUACGAAUAG
Colletotrichum higginsianum IMI 349063 is the source of this 1206-nucleotide messenger RNA. RefSeq lists its product as uncharacterized. Bases 1 to 1206 code for a protein of 401 amino acids. The record is from RefSeq and is a predicted model, not a curated record. Lineage: Eukaryota; Fungi; Ascomycota; Sordariomycetes; Glomerellales; Glomerellaceae. The transcript is spliced from 5 exons.